UUCCUCUUCCUGUUGUCGUCUGUAUGUCAGGCAGCUCCACAGAACAGAAAUGGCCAAGUCAAAGAAUCACACCACCCACAACCAGUCCCGUAAGGCCCACAGGAAUGGGAUCAAGAAGCCCAGACCAGACCGAUACGAGUCCAUGAAAGGGGUCGACCCGAAGUUCAUGAAGAACAUGCGUUUCGCCAAGAAGCACAACAAGAAGGGACAGAAGACAGCCAACGCAGCAGCCAAGAGGAUUGCAGUGGCAGCCGCUCCUUAGACGGCGUGGCAGAUCACCGCAUGUCCACGUUCCAUUGACUUUGUUACCAUCACAAUAAAGCUUUGUUAUUUUUAUCGGGAA
Oncorhynchus mykiss (rainbow trout) is the source of this 343-nucleotide messenger RNA. Its product is annotated as large ribosomal subunit protein eL29. NCBI's taxonomy places the organism in Eukaryota, Metazoa, Chordata, Actinopteri, Salmoniformes, Salmonidae. The record is from RefSeq and is a predicted model, not a curated record. Gene Ontology annotation, molecular function: structural constituent of ribosome. Gene Ontology annotation, biological process: cytoplasmic translation. Gene Ontology annotation, cellular component: cytosolic large ribosomal subunit; ribosome.